AUGGCGGCGGGGGGAGCCCGGGGGCUCCUCGGCUCCCUCUGGAUCGCCCUUCUCCUCGGGCAGCCAGACUCGUCCGCCGCCGCCGCUCGGAGCGGCUCUCAGAGCCUCCUCACAGGAUCCCUUGUGAGAACUUUCACUCCUUUUUACUUUCUGGUGGAGCCAAUAGACAUUCUGUCAGUUCGUGGAGCUUCUGUUAUAAUGAACUGUUCAGUUUAUUCUGAAACAUCUCCAAAAAUUGAAUGGAAAAAAGAUGGGACUCUUAUAAACUUAGUGUCAGAUGAUCGUCGCCAGUUGCUACCAGAUGGAUCUUUAUUAAUAAACAGUGUGGUGCAUUCCAAGCAUAACAAACCUGAUGAAGGAUAUUACCAGUGUGUGGCAACUGUGGAAAGCCUGGGAACCAUUGUCAGCAGAACAGCAAAGCUCAUGGUAGCAGGCCUUUCCAGGUUCACCAGUCAGCCAGAAUCAUCAUCUGUCUAUAAAGGAAACAGUGCAAUCCUAAACUGUGAGGUCAAUGUUGACCUUGCACCAUUUGUGAGGUGGGAGCAGGAUCGUCAGUCAGUCUUUCUGGAUGAUCGUGUGUUUAAAUUACCAAGUGGAGCUCUAAUUAUUAGCAAUGCUACUGAGAUGGAUGGAGGACUGUAUCGCUGCAUCAUUGAGAGUGGUGGAACCCCCAAAUACAGUGAUGAAGCAGAGCUCAAAAUUCUUCCAGAUCCUGAAGUACCCCAGAACUUGGUGUUUGCGUGGCCGCCCUCUUCACUUACUAAAGUGUCUGGGCAAAGUGCAGUGUUCCCAUGUGUCGCUGUAGGAUUUCCAUCUCCAUAUAUCAGGUGGAAAAGAAAUGAAGAAGAGAUUAUCACAGAAGGCUCUGACAGGUUUUUUCUGCUUGCGGGAGGCAGUCUGGAGAUCAGGGACGUGACAGAGGAGGAGGCUGGGACGUACACGUGCAUAGCAGAUAAUGGAAAUGAGACCAUUGAAGCUCAGGCAGAACUUACAGUUCAAGUUCCUCCCGAGUUUCUGAAGCGGCCUGCCAAUAUUUAUGCUCAUGAAUCUAUGGACAUUGUGUUUGAAUGUGAGGUGACUGGAAAACCUACUCCAACUGUGAAGUGGGUCAAGAAUGGAGACAUGGUGAUCCCAAGUGACUACUUCAAAAUUGUUAAAGAACAUAAUCUGCAAGUUCUGGGUCUGGUGAAAUCAGAUGAAGGAUUCUAUCAGUGCAUUGCAGAAAAUGAUGUUGGAAAUGCACAGUCUGGAGCCCAGCUGAUAAUACUCGACCUUGAUGUUGCCAUCCCAACAUUACCUCCCACUUCAAUGACCAGUGCCACUAAUGACCAUCUAGCACCAGCUACAACAGGACCACUGCCUUCAGCCCCGCGGGACGUCGUGGCCACCCUCGUCUCCACUCGCUUCAUCAGACUGACGUGGCGGACACCUGUAUCAGACCCUCAAGGAGACAACCUCACCUACUCAAUCUUCUACACUAAGGAAGGUAUAAACAGGGAACGAGUUGAAAAUACAAGUCGUGCUGGAGAGACACAAGUAACAAUCCAGAACCUGAUGCCAGAAACAGUUUAUGUCUUUCGAGUUGUGGCUCAGAACAAGCACGGCCCUGGAGAAAGCUCAGUACCACUGAAGGUGGCAACUCAGCCAGAAGUUCAGCUUCCUGGUCCAGCACCCAAUAUCCGAGCCUACGCCAGUUCACCCACCUCCAUUACUGUCACCUGGGAAACACCGUUGUCUGGCAAUGGAGAAAUCCAGAACUACAAGCUCUAUUACAUGGAGAAAGGGCAAGACAUGGAACAGGAUGUUGAUGUCGGGGGACUCUCCUAUACCAUUAGUGGAUUAAAGAAAUACACUGAGUAUAGUUUCCGGGUGGUGGCUUACAAUAAACAUGGUCCUGGAGUCUCAACCCAAGAUGUUGUUGUACGAACGUUGUCAGAUGUCCCCAGUGCUCCACCACAGAAUCUGACGCUGGAGGUGCGGAAUUCCAAGAGCAUCGUGCUCCACUGGCAGCCUCCUCCAGCAGGGACACACAAUGGACAAAUCACUGGAUACAAAAUUCGCUACCGUAAGGUGUCCCGCAAAAGUGAUGUGACAGAGAGCAUUGGUGGCACCCAGCUUUUUCAGCUAAUCGAAGGUCUGGAGCGGGGUACAGAGUACAGUUUCCGAGUAGCUGCCUUGACUGUUAAUGGCACUGGACCAGCCACCGACUGGAUAUCUGCAGACACUUUUGAGAGUGAUCUGGAUGAAACUCGUGUUCCUGAAGUUCCCAGUUCCUUACACGUCCGCCCACUUGUCACCAGUAUCGUAGUGAGCUGGACACCACCUGAAAACCAGAACAUUGUGGUGAGAGGCUAUGCUAUAGGGUAUGGUAUUGGCAGUCCUCAUGCACAGACCAUAAAGGUGGACUAUAAACAGAGGUACUACACCAUCGAAAACCUAGACCCAAGCUCCCACUAUGUCAUAACCCUGAAAGCAUUUAACAAUGUUGGUGAAGGAAUCCCUCUCUACGAGAGCGCUGUGACGAGGCCUCACUCAGACACUUCCGAGGUUGAUUUGUUUGUUAUUAAUGCUCCAUACACUCCAGUGCCAGAUCCGUCUCCCAUGAUGCCACCGGUGGGAGUUCAGGCUUCCAUCUUGAGUCACGACACCAUAAGGAUCACUUGGGCAGACAACUCUCUGCCAAAGAACCAGAAGAUCACAGACGCUCGCUACUACACGGUUCGCUGGAAAACCAAUAUUCCUGCAAAUACCAAGUACAAGACUGCAAACGCGACCACAUUGAGCUAUUUAGUGACUGGAUUAAAACCAAACACCUUGUAUGAGUUCUCCGUGAUGGUGACUAAAGGUCGAAGAUCAAGUACUUGGAGUAUGACAGCACAUGGAACAACUUUUGAAUUAGUUCCUACCUCUCCUCCGAAAGAUGUGACAGUGGUGAGCAAAGAGGGAAAACCUCGGACAAUAAUUGUUAACUGGCAGCCUCCAUCCGAAGCCAAUGGCAAAAUUACAGGAUACAUCAUCUACUACAGUACGGAUGUGAAUGCUGAAAUCCAUGAUUGGGUUAUUGAACCUGUUGUGGGAAACAGACUGACCCAUCAGAUACAAGAGCUGACCCUUGAUACACCAUAUUAUUUCAAAAUUCAGGCCCGCAACUCUAAGGGCAUGGGGCCUAUGUCUGAGGCAGUUCAGUUCAGAACCCCAAAAGCUGAAUCCUCAGAUAAAAUGCCUAAUGAUCAAGCUUCGGGAUCUGCAGGGAAAGGAGGCCGCCCGGUGGACAUAGGACCAGAUUACAAACCACCACUUGGUGGUAGUAACAGUCCACAUGGAAGUCCCACUUCUCCUUUGGACAGCAACAUGCUCCUUGUGAUCAUAGUGUCUGUGGGAGUGAUCACCAUUGUGAUAGUGGUGAUAGUUGCUGUCUUCUGCACUCGGCGUACAACUUCUCACCAAAAAAAGAAACGAGCUGCCUGCAAAUCAGUGAAUGGUUCCCAUAAGUACAAAGGAAACUCCAAAGAUGUCAAGCCUCCUGACCUCUGGAUACAUCAUGAAAGACUGGAGCUAAAGCCCAUUGAUAAAUCUCCUGAUCCCAAUCCAAUCAUGACAGAUACUCCAAUCCCUCGCAAUUCCCAAGACAUCACACCGGUUGAUAAUUCCAUGGACAGCAAUAUCCAUCAAAGGAGGAAUUCCUACAGAGGGCAUGAGUCAGAGGAUAGCAUGUCAACACUGGCAGGAAGAAGGGGGAUGAGGCCCAAGAUGAUGAUGAUGCCUUUUGAUUCUCAACCACCUCAGCUCUUUUAA
Molecule: messenger RNA, 3795 nt
Organism: Calypte anna (Anna's hummingbird)
Lineage: Eukaryota; Metazoa; Chordata; Aves; Apodiformes; Trochilidae
Gene: NEO1
Product: neogenin 1
Exons: 26
Coding region: 1-3795 (1264 amino acids)
Biological process (GO): cell-cell adhesion
Cellular component (GO): membrane
Molecular function (GO): protein binding
Source: RefSeq, a predicted model, not a curated record